ACCAGUAAGGGCGAUGAAACUACAGUAAUCAAGGGUGUUGAAGUUGUCAACAACCUUAGUGAAUGAUGAGUUUCGAUCUAUUACUAGAUACUAUAGUUUUACCAAUGUCUGUAUCCAUUUUCUGGUCUUGAUUUAUUCCUUUUUUUUCUUAAAGAGACUGGUUCUGCAGUUUGGACAAUGAAUUAUGAGGGAGAGAUGGGAUCUAGCUGGUGACAGAAAGAAUGAAGAAGGGGAUGACUAAUGGUUGGUGAUGAUGUUUUCAUAGAACAGAGAAGGAGCAAAUUAGAUUUUUAUUGAUUAAGUUUUUCUUGAAUAACAAAUUUAGAGUUAUUACACUUUUAUAAUCUAAAAUUAUGGAUUUUGCUGAUUAACCUUCUUGAAACAUAUCAAUUUAAUAUAUUAUAUUCUUAAUAUUUUAUUUUUUUAAAAAUCAUUUAAUAUAUCACGUAGAGGAGUCAUGGAUAUAUGCAUCGCAUGGUAAUUAGCGGGGUGUUGAGAAUUGAAAAACUCGAUUUCCUGUUCACCCUCUGUCUUCUUUCUCAUUCUCACAAUCUUUCCUCCUUGUCGUUUAUGCUAUUAUCACAGUGAGAGAGAAAAGAGACACAGAGAGAGAUCAAUUUGUAUUUCUUCUAUUAUUACUAUUAUUGUUGCUGUGAAUACUCAUUCUCUAGGGUUUGGUGUUCCACUUCAGAAGCAAGAUACUGAAGGAGGAGGAGAAAGAGAGCUCGCUGGCUAGCCUAUUAGUUUCUGUAAAUUAGGGUUUUAAUGUCAUUCUUCUUAUUUUUAAUAAAAUCAAUUCAAAUUUGAAAAGAAGAGAGGUUGGUAAAACUGUUGCGAAUUUGAAUCUCUCUGUGCGUACGUGCGCGCGCGUGGAAAAAUAAAAAUAAAGAAAGAGAAGAUGAUGGAAGGGAGGAGGAUAUCAGCAGCGAAUCCAAGGCCGUGCUCAGGGAGAAGGAUAUUAGCAGCGAAGAAACGGGGUCGUUCUGAUGGGUUCUUAAACAGUGUUAAAAAGCUUCAAAGAAGAGAGAUUUCUUCUAAACCAGAUCGUUCUUUCAGCAUCACCAAUGCCCAAGAGAGAUUUCGCAAUAUGCGUUUGAUGGAAGAAUACGAUACUCAUGAUCCGAAGGGCCAUUGUUCAGUGGUACUACCUUUUUUGAUGAAGAGAACAAAAGUUAUUGAGAUUGUCGCCGCACAAGACAUCAUCUUUGCUCUUGCACAUUCUGGUGUGUGUGCUGCUUUUAGUAGAGUGACAAAUCAUAGGAUAUGUUUUUUGAAUGCGAGUCCUGAUGAAGUCAUUCUAAGCUUGUUCUACAAUAAAAACAAUGAUUCUGUCAUCACUGUUUCUGUCUAUGCAUCAGACAACUUCAGCUCCUUGAAAUGCAGAUCAACAAGAAUUGAGUACAUUCGAAGGGGUAAUCCAGAUGCAGGUUUUGCUCUGUUUGAGUCUGAAUCCUUGAAGUGGCCAGGUUUUGUAGAGUUUGAUGAUGUCAAUGGAAAGGUGCUAACAUACUCCGCACAAGAUAGUAUAUACAAGGUUUUUGACCUAAAAAACUACACUAUGCUGUACUCUAUAUCAGAUAAAGAUGUACAAGAAAUCAAGAUCAGUCCAGGCAUCAUGUUAUUGAUUUUGAAUAGAUCAAGCAGCUAUGUUCCUCUUAAGAUUUUAUCAAUAGAAGAUGGCACAAUUCUCAAAGAUUUCCAUCAUCUGCUUCAUCGAAAUAAGAAGGUGGACUUCAUCGAGCAAUUUAAUGAAAAGCUUCUUGUCAAGCAGGAAAAUGAGAAUCUCCAGAUUCUUGAUGUUCGACAUACUGGUAUUAGGGAAGUUAGCAGAACUGAGUUCUUGACACCAUCAGCAUUUAUCUUCCUGUAUGAAAACCAGUUGUUCUUAACAUUCAGAAAUAGAACUGUUGCUGUUUGGAAUUUUCGUGGAGAGCUUGUUACUUCAUUUGAGGAUCAUCUCUUAUGGCGUCCUGACUGUAACACAAAUAACACAUACAUAACAAGUGACCAGGAUCUUAUCAUUUCAUACUGCAAGGCUGAAUCUGAUGACCAGUGGAUGGAAGGAAAUGCUGGUUCUAUCAAUAUCAGCAAUAUCCUGACAGGAAAAUGCCUAGCUAAAAUAAAUGCCACCAAUGGCAGUCCCAAGGAUGAGGAGUGCUGCAGCAGUACUGGAAGCUCAAAGCAGAGCUGCUCCCUGAUGAAAAGCACAGUUGCAGAAGCCUUGGAAGACAUCACUGCCCUUUUCUACGAUGAAGAUCGCAAUGAAAUCUACACCGGUAAUAGGCAUGGUCUAGUUCAUGUGUGGUCAAACUAAAGAUAAGUUUUUCAUUAUUUUGAUUUGGGAACUUGGAAACUGCAAAGUAGAGGAUGUUGUCAUGACUGUGCUACAUAUCUUUAGUGCACUGUAUCAUUAGAUUGCAUCAGAAUUAUUGAUUCCGUAGAUAUACUUGGAUUGUCAUGUAGCAGUUUGUACAUUAGUAAAUAGGCUGCUUGGUUGAAAUUCAUAGGUUAAAAUGUCCGGACAAGAAUAUUUUGUAACAUUCAUUUGUAUUUGCUGAGUAAACAAAAUGUUUGCUUGUUAA
Populus nigra (black poplar) is the source of this 2582-nucleotide messenger RNA. RefSeq lists its product as uncharacterized. Lineage: Eukaryota; Viridiplantae; Streptophyta; Magnoliopsida; Malpighiales; Salicaceae. The record is from RefSeq and is a predicted model, not a curated record. The transcript has 8 exons. Bases 899 to 2314 code for a protein of 471 amino acids. Gene Ontology annotation, molecular function: protein binding.